CUGUCAAAUUGCUUUUUUUUUCAGGGUUGCCAACACUUCACCGCACAAAUGGCGGAAAAUUCAAAUCUUGCGUUCAUUUUGGGACACCCGGGCCGUUAGUAUGUACCGAAAAUUGAAAAAAUCGGCCACUGUUACAGGUUUCCGUUCCAUAAAUCUGAUAAAUCGAUUUCCUUGAUUGUUUUUUGUUUUAUGGAACACAGUUCAUCGAAUUUGGUUAUAUCUGGUUGCAACCAAUCUAACCACGAUAAAAGCUUCGUUUUACCUGGUUAAAAACAAUAUGGUGGAAACGUCAAACAAAUUCAAAGAUCAGGAAAUUAAUAUGACUUUUGGCAGUGGACAUUUGGCAUAAAUGGGGAUUUACGAUAAUUCAACCGUUCUAACCGGGUAUCACCAUAGAAACAAUUGUCCCAAUAAUUGUAACCAUAGCAAAAUCUAUCAUUACACCAGUUGAAUUAUCGUAAACCCCCAAUGAUGUAAGACUGUCAAGAAUUUGAAAAAUUUUGUAGGUUAGAUAUUGGUUUGGCAUGAAUAAUUAACAGAGGACCAAAAGUAAACGCAAGUAACCAUCACCAUGGUUCAAUGCUUUUGAUUUGCGGUACAUACUAUUAGUACGAAGAGUGCGGUCGCAUAUGCAACUGACAAAUUUAAACAGACUUGCAUGUCAUGUUGCCUAGCAACGAUUUCACAGGUGAUCUGCCGACCUACAUUACUCGUUUCCAAUGGGACAUAGCUAAGUAUCCUACCAAACAAUCUCUAAGGAACAUCGCUGAUAUAAUCAGCAAGCAAGUAGGUCAAAUCGAUGCUGAUCUUAAAACGAAAUCGACAGCGUAUAAUAAUUUAAAGGGCAAUUUGCAAAGUUUAGAAAAAAAGCAAACGGGAAGUUUGUUGACUCGAAAUUUAGCCGAUCUGGUUAAGAAGGAGCAUUUCAUUUUGGAUUCAGAGUAUUUGACAACAUUGCUCGUUAUUGUACCCAAGUCACAAUUUCAUGAGUGGCAGACUUUGUAUGAAAAGUUAACCGAUAUGGUAGUUCCCCGCUCAUCGGUGUUAAUUACUCAAGAUCAAGAAUAUGGGCUUUAUACAGUGUCGUUAUUUAAGAAAGUGGCCGAUGAGUACAAGUUGCAUGCACGUGAAAAGAAGUUUAUUGUACGUGAUUUUACUUAUAAUGAAGAAGAACUUGCCGCUGGUAAAAAUGAAAUAACAAAGCUGGUCACCGAUAAGAAGAAACAGUUUGGUCCUUUAGUAAGAUGGUUAAAAGUGAACUUUAGCGAAUGCUUCUGCGCUUGGAUACAUGUAAAGGCAUUAAGAGUUUUUGUAGAAUCUGUCUUGAGGUACGGGCUCCCUGUAAAUUUCCAAGCAAUUCUGUUACAUCCAAGUAAAAAAAGUGUUAAACGUCUAAGAGAUGUACUCAAUCAAUUAUAUGGUCACUUAGACAGUAGCGCCCUUCAAGCUUCUUCAGGAGCCGAUGUAAGUAAUCAUUGGGAUAAAAUGAUUAAUAUUGACGAUAUAACUUUGCAGAGUGUAGAUAUUCCUGGGUUGGGCUUCGGACAGUCCGAAUACUAUCCUUAUGUAUAUUACAAGAUUAAUAUCGACAUGAUCGAUACCAAGGUAUAAGUUGAGUUUUAGUAGAACACUGUUUAAUGUUUCACAGAAUGUUUACUUUUAAUAGAUUGUUAAUAAUUAUAUUAUAAUUGUAUGUAAAUAAUUAUACAUAGUAGGGCUUAAAGUGAAGUCCAUAUAAUACUAGACUUUAUUUAUUACAAGUAACCCUUUAAGAUCAACACCCUCCUAUUCCUACGGAGUAAAUAGAAAGGUGACACGUACAAUACACUACACGGAAAGAUUGAUAUGCUGUAUAGAUGACAUCAAAUAUUACCAACAAGGCAGCUCUUAAAGGGUUACAAAAAAUUUUUACAGAUAGGACAAUAAAUUAACGCCCUACUCUACAAUGUAAGCAUUACUUGGGCAACAAAGUGUCUAUAUAUAAUCUUUGUCAAAAAUAAAUAGUUAUUCUCUAAAGACCUUACUUUAGUGUAUAAAGUAAAUUUCAUUAGUUGCAGUAUUAUUUUAAUUUAGUUUAUUUGUGGUGAUAGGGAUGCUUUGUUGUCUUCUUUUAUAUAAACAUGUGUAAUGUAGCGUUUCGCUUCUAAUUGCUAGAAGUUAUUACUGUGAGUAUGCCAUUCCAGCUUUUACAUUAACAAAUUGCACAAAGAUUGUUGUUAUAUAUCAUAAAAUUGUAUAGGAAAAAUAUAUUGGAAAGUUGGUGGAAUGACACUAUACUCAUUUCAAAUAUCGGAAAUACCUGGCAAGAAUUUAUUCUGUUGUAUUAUAUUCGUACUUAAAUUAUAAUACAUUUUGAUAGGAAGUGUCAUAUAAACCGCCAGAAAAUCUGGAUUUCUGAUAGAAGUUCAGGAGAAGUAUUUUCCUUGUACAUAGAAAUAAUCUAUUUUAAGUGUAAAUAUAAUGUAAACAGUUAAGUAGUUUUAUGAAAUAAUUCUCAUCAUUUCCUGUAUGUAGUUGUUUUUUAGAUGAUUGUUAUGAAAUCUUAAUAAUGUUUCUUGAUUAUAAGAAAAUAAAUGGCUAUUAAGAUGGUA
This is a messenger RNA of Photinus pyralis (common eastern firefly), 2591 nucleotides long. RefSeq names its product V-type proton ATPase subunit C-like. Gene Ontology annotation, molecular function: proton-transporting ATPase activity, rotational mechanism. The record is from RefSeq and is a predicted model, not a curated record. Bases 664 to 1611 code for a protein of 315 amino acids. Gene Ontology annotation, cellular component: vacuolar proton-transporting V-type ATPase, V1 domain; lysosomal membrane. Lineage: Eukaryota; Metazoa; Arthropoda; Insecta; Coleoptera; Lampyridae. The transcript has 6 exons. Gene Ontology annotation, biological process: proton transmembrane transport.